AUGGCGUCGAGUAAUCGUAAUUGCAACUGUAUUCUGUGCUCUCGAACGAUCGAAAAGCCGCACGAAAGAUAUUUGGUAUCCGGGAAGACAAAAUUUAAAGCUAGUGAGGCUCUUCGACAGUUGCCAUUUGAUGUUUUAGAGACAUCAAUUUACAUUUGUCGACAGUGUCUCGAUAAACUACGGAAACGAACCGCUCUUCUUGCUCAAAAUAAGCUCAUCGUAAGCGAACUUAAAGAGGCAUAUGAAAAAGGUCAACGCGAAAGGCGACAAGGCUUUGAAGACGAAGAACCGAGCAGCAAACGGCCAUGUAUAACAGCGCCAAAUUUGCCCAGCACAUCUCAGACAAAGGCUACGACAUCAAUUGCCAGUACACGUGAAGUGGUCAGUGAGCUGCCGGAAUUGUUAGAAAUACCAACUCCCAUUUUACAUUCAACCCCCGUAAAGUCCAGAGAAACGACAGGAGUUAACGUUAUAGCAACGUGGCCAAGUCAAAGCAGGCAGAGGCAGCUGAAUCCUGAUUUGGAACCAUUAGGAAAGAUGCUUGUUAGAGGAACAUACAAGCAAAUUGCCAAUGCAGCGUGGAACAAUCCAAACUUAAGAAAACAUCUUGUCUUCAAUGCUUUGAAAGACAUUAGAAAAGAAUGUGUUGGCUUGUGUUCAAAAAAAAACCCAAGUUGCCUGCGGUCACCCUCAAAGGAGCAGAUGCUUAACUUUUCUUUUGAUAAGCAAAGAAAAGAAUUGGAAGAGAGAGCACCAUUGUUUUUCUCUGUUCUAGUAGCUGCUGGUUCAACUAGUACCAAAAAAGAGGAGAAGGCAUGGAUUCCAGCUGUUGGCAUGGCUUCAUCUAUACUCCUCAGAAACCGUUCACCAUAUAUGAAUGCUAUUCAGUUGUUGUUAGGAAUAUUUCUAUAUCAUUCUAACUGGGCGCCUGUAAUGUCACGGUUUUCCAAGUUGAGACUGGUAACAUCACCAAACCAUCUUUACAAAAAAUUGGAAGAAUUUGGUGCUGGUCAUGAUGCAGUGAUUAAAGAGAUGGUCAGUCAGGAUUCCAAAUGGUUAGCAAGCCAAGAGAAUGCAACAGAAUCAAUGCAACCCUCUGUUGGGUUUAAACUUACAAUUGACAAUGUGGACUACAGACAGAAUGUUCAUUACAUGACUGAGGAGCACCAAAACAUUGAUAAGCAUUAUGUCUCUGUUAAUGCAACCAUUAAUAGGGUUUCAGCAAACCAUUUGAGUCACAAGAGUCCUGUUGGUGGCAUCAAUGAAAUGGAGAAUGGGAAGUGUAUUCCAAAUCACACAGAGCAGAAAGCACAGAGAGAUGACUAUAUUUCUCUUGUCGAGCGUGUAAUUGUGGAAAAUGUUCCAUGCCUUGAAUUUGGAAAGGAUAUUAUACAAAAGCAUAUUCCACAUAAAUACACUAAGGAAGCAUCGCAACCAACAGAAUCUGCAUUUCUUGGUGUAAUCUACGAGAGUGAGAAUGAUGCUAAUGGGAUAAACAAGAUAUUGCAUGAUCUUCAUAAAUAUGUCCCAUUUACCGGUGAAGGAAAAGACCGAGAAUAUGCCAACCAACCUAUUGUUGGAGAUCAACUGACGGUAGAGCGAGCUGUCAAUUGUCACAUGACCUUGUGCAAUGGCUUCACACCAGAAGAGCAGCUAGAUGGUCUACACUUUGAAGUGGCAGACUGGCAUGCUGGAAACAAAGCUAUUGGUGUUGCAUUUUCACAUUUGUACAGUGCAGCUUCAGCAGGAGACAAGUGCACAUUGUACAGCGACCGUAAUUUGGUAAACCGCCGCAAUGUGAAAAGUGAUGUGGACUCCGCUGUAUUGGCAGCACGGCGGUUCUUCGCACUUGAGAUCGAAGCACGAAUUGUAGCAGCUGCAAUGACAGAACUAGGCAUGGAGGAAUUUGAUGAUACAGCAGAUGGAAUUCCAUUAAUGGACAACUGGACUAAAAAAGAAAAGGGAACCUACAUCCGUCAGUUAUCCUCCAAAAUUGUGGACAAAUACAUUUUGGAUGAAGAAAAACACAAAAAGAUUGCUGCAGCUGUAGAAUGCCUUGAGGAGAAGCAUCUACAAAGAUUGAAAGACAAGACAGCAGAUGGCCGAUACAAGUGUCGAUUUCCAGGUUGCGGAAAAACUUUUAGCAAUGAUGGAAAAUGGCGAAUGAUGCAUGAACGAGCUCAUGACCCUCCCGUUUGCAUUGAGGAGCAGCCAAUGCUGGUGGAAAUUUUUGAUGGGGGCGUUGUAGAUGAUGAUAUGUACAACUAUCAAAGAGCAUUGCUGGACUAUGGGAUGGUAGUGAUGAACUUCCUAGAUGCUAUUUCCGAGGGUGAUGGUUCAAGAGUCAUACGAAAUUGGAAAUUUCUUCUUCUUUAUUUCCACCAUGACAAAGGGAGCCAGAAAUAUGCACUUGAAGCUCUUUAUCUGAUGUUUCAGGUGCACGCCCUUCUCAGUCCAAAAGCAGCCCACCAUCUUGUGUGGAAUAGAUUUUCGAAGAGGAAGCAUUCUCUCGGAGGAAAUAUUUCUCUUGACCUCCAACUAGAAUUCCUCAAUAGGAUUUUCAAAGAUGUCGUCAAGAAACUGGGUCCAAAUGCCAACCCUAGAUCCAUUAGCAGAAUUUGUAAUGCUAUGAACGUUACAAAAAAGUUGACAGAAAAUUUUGACAGUGCUAUGGCCCUCUACAAGAGAUCAGGAAAGCAUGUCCGCAAAUCAUGUAGUGCUGACUUGAAAAAAAUUGUGAAUGAACUUUUGUUUCAUAAAGCAUUUGCAAAAACACCAGGAAGAUCGUAUGGUGCCUACUCAGGGAUCAAACCAUCAAUUGUGUCAGACUUUAAUUUGCAGAGGUUUUAUGGUUGGAUCAAUGACCACAAGAACUAUAUGAUCCUUCAUCGAAAGGCCAGAUAAAAUAAUUGGCUGAUGUGAACU
Messenger RNA from Dendronephthya gigantea, 2925 nucleotides. RefSeq lists its product as uncharacterized. The record is from RefSeq and is a predicted model, not a curated record. The transcript has 4 exons. The coding region runs from base 1 to 2904 and encodes 967 amino acids. NCBI's taxonomy places the organism in Eukaryota, Metazoa, Cnidaria, Anthozoa, Malacalcyonacea, Nephtheidae.